AUGAAACAAGCUCUUCACUUGGAUGACACCACUGAGGAAGAGACACACCAAGGACUUUUGAGAAGAGUCCGAAAGCAUUUUCAACACAAUCAUUCAAAUUUGUCCCUUCUCUCCCUAACAUGCAUCUGUAUAUUGGUUCUAUUCGAAGUCAUGUGUCUUCUCAGUGCCAUGAUCUUCCUCACCAAUCGUAACAUGUUCUUUUUAACAAAACAACAUAAUAAUAUUGAGCAACCCAAACAAGAGUCAUCCAACGCACAAUCCUAUCAACCACCUCCAUUACCUCUCUAUCAAGAAAUACCUCAACACCAAUCUCCCUCCACUCAACCAUUUCCAGUAGCACCUCCAAAACCAUUAAGUCAUGUUCAGAUCGAAGAAUGUGUCAGGAUGGAACAAGCAGAAAUGUUAUAUCUCUUUAUUAAUUAUUCCGAUCAUCCACCAGUACUUGGACAACGAUAUCUAGAGAUGGAAACUGCAUGGCCAAAGUUUUAUCCUUCGACGGUGAAUGUCAAUGUCAAUAACGCAUCGAAUUUCAGAACAGUGCAGUCUCCACACGAACAGGACAGUGGUUCUUCUUCCUAUUCUUUCCUCCCAUCUUCAACUUCCUUGUCCACUCCAAAUAUACCCUCAAAAGAAUAUGAAACAAUGAGUGAGAGUAAGAACUCUGUUCCAUCGAAUCAGGUAAAGGAAACAGAAUUUCGAACGUAUUUUGAACAACACAAAAUAAUUUUCCAAUUCAUGAGUUUUCAAUCUCCUCUGAAUGAAGAUCUGGAUGCAUGGAAGAAUUCCAUGAAUGAACUCAAUUUUGUCAUGAAUGCAGACAAAUAUGACGAACGGAACAUGAAGAAUGAACAUCACUUACCCAUUUGGCUUCGAGUAUUUCAAAGAACACAACCAUUACAUCAAGUACUGCAGGCCAUUUGUCACGUUCACAACAUUAACGAAUCCAUUCUCAUUGUUACCAUCGACGGUAAUGGUUUUUUUGAUGUCCUUCAAGAAUUAACGAAAGUACAAUGUGUGAAAAUGAGAAUUUACUUUCAUGCCUUUCAUACCAAUUUGAAAACUCUCCUCAACAGUUAUGAACCCAACUUGUUUGAUGUUGGAAUGUUGUUCAAGAAAUCUGUCAAAUUAUUAACACAUGCCAUGUAUGGUCUGUAUUUGGCCUUUGUCAAAUACCAAUAUCCAUAUGUCAUUACUUUGGAAGAUGAUAUCCAACCAUUACCUGAUUUUUACAAUUAUCAUCGAUCCUUAUAUACUCUCACGUUAGAGGAUUCACCUCAAAAUCCUUACUAUACUGUGUCUGCGUAUGCUCAUGGUCGGUAUCAUCACUGUCGAUACAUUUCAGGAUCUCUCUUCUCUGAAAAGCUCUUUUCCAAACACGAAGAACAAGAGUUUGAAAACCAACAACGACAAAUCAAAGAAUCUACCAAAACCAUUCAAUGUCGAAUGCAAGACACUGAUCAAUUAGUAUUGGAACAAUACCACGCCAUAUGGGGAAGUGGAAUUCCACGAAGAGUUUUCCAGAGACUUUGGCAAGUAUGGAUCUCUGCCACUGUGUUAAAGAAACAUUCACAAUACUUUUUAGGAGUUUUAUUAAGGGAUUUGAGACAACCUCAUGAAAGAACCAUUACACCAUGUUCGAAUCGAAUUACACGAUUAGCCAAUACGGGUGAAAAUGGAGAGGAUGAUAACAAUGAGAGACGAUAUUGGACGCUUUCGGCUGCACCUUGUACCAAGUAUCAAAAUGAAUCAAGUGUGAAAUUUUGGAAAUACUCUCAACGAAAGUAUCAAAUUCUGAAUGAAUAA
Naegleria lovaniensis is the source of this 1803-nucleotide messenger RNA. RefSeq lists its product as uncharacterized. The coding region runs from base 1 to 1803 and encodes 600 amino acids. The record is from RefSeq and is a predicted model, not a curated record. NCBI's taxonomy places the organism in Eukaryota, Heterolobosea, Eutetramitea, Acrasida, Naegleriidae. The transcript has a single exon.